AUGCUCCCCGGCGCGGGGCUGCGCCGCCAGUUGAGCGCUUCCCAGCCCCGGGAGCAGCGCAGCGGCUCCGCGCGCACCUCCGUCCCCCGCCGCCCGCGCAGUCGGCGCGCAGCCAGCGCCAGGCCGCAGCGGGCGAGCGUCGCCGCCCGGCAAGGGCGCGGGGCGGGCGCGUCUCCUGGGGCGCGGAGGGCGCGAGGGCCGGCGCUGCUCGGAUCGCGCCGCAAGCAGCCGGGCCCGGGGGGCUUCCGUAAGUCCGAAGGGAGCGUGACAUGCGCGAAGGGGCAGAGACGCCCUCCUCCGGCGGCGGCGGCCGCGUUGCCUGCAGACACAACAAAGCCUUCGGGACGGACAAACGCACCGCGCCGGGGCGAGCGAACAAAGCGGCCGCAGACGCUCCGCGCCGGUGCGGGCGGGGCGCCGAGGCGAGGCAAAGCGAAGCGAAGCGCGCCGCGCGGGUCACCGCUGCCUGCUCGCCUCGCCAAGGCGUGA
This is a messenger RNA of Varanus komodoensis (Komodo dragon), 489 nucleotides long. RefSeq names its product histone H5-like. The transcript has a single exon. NCBI's taxonomy places the organism in Eukaryota, Metazoa, Chordata, Lepidosauria, Squamata, Varanidae. Bases 1 to 489 code for a protein of 162 amino acids. The record is from RefSeq and is a predicted model, not a curated record.